CCAGGCCCGGCGGGGGCGGGGCCGGGGCCGGGCUGGCGAGGCCGGGCCGGGCCGCAGGGCGGCCGCCGGGAUGCGGGGCUGGCGGAGGAACCUCGCGCUCUGCCUGCAGCGGCUGCCGGACGAAGACGAUGGGCCUUAUUCCAAAGGAGGCAAGGACGUAGGAGGGGCCGACAUGGCCCUGGCAUGCCGCAGACAGAGCAUUCCAGAGGAGUUCCGAGGGGUCACGGUGGUGGAGCUGAUCAAGAAAGAAGGCAGCACGCUGGGUCUGACUAUCUCAGGUGGCACCGACAAGGACGGGAAGCCCAGGGUCUCCAACCUGAGACCUGGGGGGCUCGCAGCCCGGAGUGACCUGCUGAACGUGGGUGACUACAUUCGGUCAGUGAAUGGGAUCCACCUGACCAGGCUCCGCCAUGAUGAGAUCAUCACCCUGCUCAAGAAUGUGGGGGAGCGCGUGGUGCUGGAGGUGGAGUAUGAGCUGCCCCCGCCCGCCCCUGAGAACAACCCAGGGAUCAUCUCAAAGACAGUGGACGUCUCCCUCUACAAGGAGGGCAGUAGCUUUGGCUUUGUCCUCAGAGGUGGUGCCCAUGAAGACGGGCACAAGUCCCGCCCGCUUGUCCUGACCUACGUGCGGCCCGGCGGCCCUGCCGACAGGGAGGGCUCCUUGAAGGUGGGCGACAGGCUGCUCAGCGUUGAUGGGAUCCCGCUGCAGGGGGCCAGCCAUGCCGCUGCCCUGGCCACCCUGCGGCAGUGCAGCCACGAGGCACUCUUCCAGGUGGAGUACGACGUGGCCGUCCCAGAUGUGGUGGCCGGCACUGCCGGGCCCUCGACAGUGGAAAUAACCAAGACUCCGGGGUCCACCCUGGGGAUCUCGCUCACCACCAGCUCCCACCGGGACAGGCCGGUCCUCACCAUCGACCGCGUCAAGCCGGCCAGCGUGGUGGACAGGAGUGGGGCCCUGCAUGCUGGAGACCGCAUCCUGUCCAUUGACGGCACCAGCACAGAGCGCUGCUCGCUGCUCGAGGCCACCAAGCUCCUGGCCAGCGUGUCGGAGAAAGUGCGGCUGGAGGUCCUGCCUGCACCCCGAAGUCAAACGCCCCUGAAGCCCUCAGAGGCAGUGAAGGUGCAGAGGAGCGAGCAGCCGCGUCGCUGGGACCCCUGCGUGCCCUCCUGCCGCGGCCCCCGGCCCGGCCACUGCAAGGCGCCCAGCUGGGCCGCACCUGGCGGCCAGGACCAGAGCCGAUCCUCGUCCUCGACUCCCUUUUCCUCGCCGACUGUAAACCACGCCUUGCCCUGCACCAACCCCAGCACCCUUCCCCGUGGGUCCCAGCCUAUGAGCCCCCAGACCACGAUGGGGCGGAGGAGGCAGCGAAGAAGGGAACAUAAGAGUUCAUUGUCGCUGGCCUCCAGCACGGUGGGGCCCGGUGGGCAGAUCGUGCACGCGGAGACCACGGAAGUCGUGCUCUGCGGAGACCCCCUCAGCGGCUUCGGCCUGCAGCUCCAGGGCGGCAUCUUCGCCACCGAGACCCUGUCCUCCCCGCCCCUCGUGCGCUUCAUCGAGCCUGACAGCCCAGCUGACAGGUGUGGGCUGCUACAGGUUGGGGACCGCGUCCUGUCCAUCAACGGCAUCGCCACCGAGGACGGGACGAUGGAGGAAGCCAACCAGCUGCUUCGGGAUGCUGCGCUGGCCCACAGGGUCGUGCUGGAGGUCGAGUUUGACGUGGCCGAGUCCGUCGUCCCGAGCAGCGGCACCUUCCACGUGAAGCUGCCCAAGAGGCGCGGCGUGGAGCUGGGCGUCACCCUCAGCUCAGCCAGCAGGAAGCGAGGGGAGCCCCUGAUCAUCUCUGACGUCAAGAAGGGCAGUGUGGCACACAGGACCGGCACCCUCGAGCCAGGUGACAGGCUGCUGGCCAUCGACAAUACCCGCCUGGACAGUUGUCCCCUGGAGGACGCCGUGCAAAUCCUGCAGCAGUGCGAGGACCUGGUGAGGCUGAAGGUCCGCAAGGAUGAGGACAACUCUGAUGAGCAGGAGAUGACGGGUGCCAUCAGCUACACGGUGGAGCUGAAGCGCUACGGGGGCCCCUUGGGCAUCACCAUCUCGGGCACGGAGGAGCCUUUUGACCCCAUUGUCAUCUCGGGCCUCACCAAGCGAGGUCUGGCUGAGAGGACUGGCGCUAUCCACGUUGGAGACCGUAUUCUGGCCAUCAACAGUGUUAGCCUCAAGGGCCGCCCGCUGAGUGAGGCCAUCCACCUCCUGCAGGUGGCUGGCGAGACCGUCACACUGAAGAUCAAGAAACAGCUAGAGCGCCCCCUCCCACCCCGCAAGUCGGGCAGCCUCAGCGAGGCCAGCAAUGCGGAUGACGACCCGCCCGAGGCGCUCAAAGGAGGCCUGCUGGCAGCCCGGUUCCCACCGGCCGUGCCCAGUGUGGAAAGCGCCGUGGAGUCCUGGGACAGCUCGGCAACAGAGGGUGGCUUUGGGGGCCCAGGUUCCUACAUUCCACAGGCAGCAGCCCGGGGCGUGACCCCCCAGGAGUGGCGGCCCAUCCGGCUGAGAAGCAGCCCCCCACCCAGUGAGCCCCGGAGGACGAGCUACAUGCCGGCCCCUGCCGACGAGAACUUCCCUGAAGAGGAAGAGGAGGAGGAUUGGGAGCCACCAACUAGCCCAGCCCCCGGCCCCGCCCGCGAGGAGGGCUUCUGGCAUGUGUUCGGGGAAGCCCUCGAAGACCUGGAGUCGUGUGAUCAAUCAGAGCUGCUGAGGGAACUGGAGGCAUCCAUCAUGACGGGCACCGUGCAGAGCGUGGCCCUUCAGGGCAGGCCUGGCCGCCGGCCAUGGCGGAGGGGCCGGGAGGUACGAACUUCCCCCGAAGCGAUGCAGGAGCUGCUGCUGCCGACACCCUUGGAGAUGCACAAGGUGACCCUGCACAAGGACCCCAAGCAGAAUGACUUUGGUUUCAGCGUGUCAGACGGCCUCCUGGAGAAGGGCGUCUAUGUCCACACUGUGCGCCCUGAUGGACCAGCCCAACGUGGGGGCCUCCGGCCCUUCGACAGAGUCCUGCAGGUCAACCAGGUUCGCACACGGGACUUCGACUGCUGCCUGGCAGUGCCGCUGCUGGCUGAGGCGGGCGACGUCCUGGAGCUGGUCAUCAGCCGUAAUCCGCUGGCCCAGAGCAGCUGGGCCCCGCGAGCGCCAGGCCCCAGUAGCCCCCGGAUGCUCUGAAGUCAGUGCAUGGUCCGGACACCCAAGGGGCCACCCAGGCAGAUCUGGAUCCCAGACCUGUAGCUGGGCUGGAGAAGUGCCACCCCCUUGUCCAUCUGUUGGUCUGGCAGGCUCUGAGCUGCGGACAGGACUUUGUCUCUGUUCUUUGGUUCUGUGGUAACUGGGGUGCCAGGGAGUCAGGUCCCUGCCCCAGUUGGAGUGACAUCUAGGUCUUUCUCCAUGUUGGGUCUCCAAGAUGCCCAGAGGUGCCCAGCCCAAUAGGGGUUGAGACAGUCUGCUCAACUAGGAGAAAAGGGUCCCGGGUGGGGGCCCAGGUGCCUGCAGGGUCUCCUUAGAAGGGUGUCCGGUGUGGAGAAUGUCUGGCUCAGUGAGGGAAUGCUUUCUCCCAGCACAGUUUUCGAGCUGUCAUGAGCUGCCAGGGAGAGGUGAGCUCCCUGUCACAGGAGGUGAGCAAGUGGGAGCUGUGUAGCCCCAGUGCAGUCACAGACUAAGGUGGAAGACAUCGUGGUGAUGCUUCCAUACUGGCACAGGUGGUUAGUUUCCUGACAGGGGGAGCAUUUAGGGCGAGGCUGGGGGCCACUUCAUCUAGAGAGCCGACUGCCAGGAGGGAUGUCGCUUGGGGUAGGAGGCUACCUCCUUCCCUUCUCCAGAGUUCUGGUGUCUGGGGCUUGCUGGUUCCGAGAUUCUCGGAUCCCGAGCUUCCCCACUUAGGAGAUUGUGAGCGUGGGCGUCUAGACUCCCAGGAAGGGCUGGCCCGUUGGUUAUGAAAGUCAGUGAUUUUUUCAUGCCUGUGUCUGUUCUGAGACGGCAGUUCUGGGCCUGUCAGGCAAGCCCAGCGUCAGGCCUCUGGCUCAGUGCCUCCUGCUGCUUUUGUAGGACGCGUGGCCGCAGGCCCGUCCGCAUACACCCCUCUCGGCCCAGGCCCCUCAGUGGGGAGGAGUCAUUUGGGGACAAAAGACCCGAGACGUUUCGUUCACCUGCCAUUUCAGUGAAGAUGGGAAACCAUGGAAAUAUGAUCUGUGGGCUGAUACAGCUCCUCUCCAGUGUCUGAAUUGGUGGAGGAGGAGAAGGAGGGAGAGAGAAGCCCAGAGAUGGAGAGGGAGAGAGAUAGCCUAGAAAGAUGGGCUGUUCUCUCUCACGCCGAAUGGCAACAAUGUCCAAAGUGGUCAUUCGAAGAAGUUUAAUCCCACUUGAAAUCUGGAAGCAACAGCAUUCCUUAAAAUUGUUUUCCUCAUUUCCUGAAAACCAGAAACACCUUUACUUUUGAGACGGGCACGGGGUCUCACGUGGUGGUCUGGGCUGCGGCCCCUGUGAUGGAGGGGGGCAGGCGGGAUUCACCCAGGUCUGGGGAUUUACAUUGUCCCUGCCCAGCUCUUAACGGGGUCUCAGGAAAACGGGGGGGGCAACCAUCCCACCUGCAUCCUCUUCCACCCCUGCGUCCCCUGGAGGCCCAAAAAACACUCCUCCACUCAAGGGACCGGACGGGGGGGUCAAGAGGUCUGUGUUUUUUGCCCUGGGUCACUGCUUGGUGGCUCUGUGACCCCCUCCAAGUCUGACCCCCUCUGGACAAUCAAGGGGUCAAUCAGUCUCUGAGCAGGUACUGGUCUCCUUUUCACAGCCAGACCAUCUCUGCCCACUGAGGCCCACUUGGCACCCUGCCCACACUCUCCCAGAGGGCCUGCCUCCCCUCCCUCUACCCUCCCUUUCCCCAUGCCCUGCCCCUCCGCACCCUCCCUGGAGAGCCCUUCGUGCCACGGCUGGACUGCCCAGUGCCUCUGCUACCUUGAAUUCCUGUGUAAACAUCCACCCAGGGUGAAAGGGCACUGCCCACCCAUCACAGGGACACCAAGCAAAAGCCAAGAGUCCUCAGCUUAGGGGUUGGGGGCGGCACAGCAGAGACACGGCCACUGGCGGCCUCAGCUGUGUGACUUUAGGCAAGUGGCCCAGACUGUGGGCCUCUGUCAAGUGACGGGGCCUCUUGGCUUGGGAAAGCUGCAUCCGACUGCAGGUGAGGGAAGCUGUGUCCCAACCCUGAUUGCCGCCCCCUCCCUCCUCAGCUGAGGCCUCCCCAUUCCUCCAGACAUAUGCAACCAGGCCCGGCGGUGGGCUCCCCGCGCCGGCCUGCUCAUAUGCAAUAUUUCUCCUAGCUUCUCAUGGGGGUGGUUCGCCCUACACCUGAUGCUUCCUGACACCCAUCCCUGGUGAGCUCCUGCCUGCCUAUGCAUUUCGGGUACAGCCCCUGCGACGUGCCCCCUGCACCCCUGAAAGCUGUAUUUUUCUCUGGCUGAGAUCAGAACAUAUUCCUUGUGAAGUAUUUUUCUACAUGGGGUUUUCUUAGGGCUCUCGGGAAGCACAACAUGCCGAGGGGCUGCACUGCAAGGCUGUUUGGGGUCUGUUUGGGGCCUACAUGUAAAUCUCUGCCACCAGGGUUAUGGUGACUUGG
Molecule: messenger RNA, 5657 nt
Organism: Diceros bicornis minor
Lineage: Eukaryota; Metazoa; Chordata; Mammalia; Perissodactyla; Rhinocerotidae
Gene: GRIP2
Product: glutamate receptor interacting protein 2
Exons: 24
Coding region: 71-3214 (1047 amino acids)
Biological process (GO): neurotransmitter receptor transport, endosome to postsynaptic membrane
Molecular function (GO): protein binding
Source: RefSeq, a predicted model, not a curated record